Molecule: messenger RNA, 5662 nt
Organism: Nomascus leucogenys (northern white-cheeked gibbon)
Lineage: Eukaryota; Metazoa; Chordata; Mammalia; Primates; Hylobatidae
Gene: BRWD3
Product: bromodomain and WD repeat domain containing 3
Biological process (GO): cytoskeleton organization; regulation of cell shape; regulation of transcription by RNA polymerase II
Cellular component (GO): nucleus
Molecular function (GO): protein binding
Source: RefSeq, a predicted model, not a curated record
UCUCUCCUUCCUCCUCCGCCUCCUCAGCUCUUGGGCUAGAAUAUCUAUGGGUCGAAACGUGAUGCGAUGAAUUCGAGAGAGAGCGAAACUAGGACGAGGAGUGCGGCGGAAGCGGCGGGACUCCCGGGCAUGGGGGCUUCACCACAAUAGAGGCAGCGCCCCCACCCGCCCCCGCCAGCCCCUCCGGAGCGAAGCCCCCAAACCCCCUCGGGAAAAGGAUGGCGGCGGCACCUACCCAGAUCGAAGCCGAGCUGUAUUACCUGAUCGCUAGGUUCUUGCAGUCUGGACCCUGCAACAAAUCCGCUCAGGUGCUAGUGCAGGAGCUCGAGGAGCAUCAGCUGAUUCCGCGCCGCUUAGAUUGGGAGGGGAAAGAGCACCGAAGAAGCUUCGAGGAUCUGGUGGCAGCAAAUGCACACAUUCCUCCAGACUACCUCCUUAAAAUUUGUGAGAGAAUUGGUCCUUUACUAGAUAAAGAGAUCCCUCAGAGUGUUCCUGGGGUACAGACAUUAUUAGGUGUUGGUCGGCAGUCUCUGCUACGGGAUGCCAAAGACUGUAAGAGUACACUAUGGAAUGGGUCUGCUUUUGCGGCUCUGCAUAGAGGCAGACCUCCAGAACUACCUGUAAAUUAUGUGAAACCUCCAAAUGUGGUGAAUAUCACCUCUGCCAGGCAAUUAACCGGAUGUAGUCGCUUUGGUCAUAUUUUCCCUUCAUCUGCUUACCAGCACAUUAAGAUGCAUAAGAGAAUUCUGGGGCACUUGUCAUCAGUCUACUGUGUAGCAUUUGACCGAAGUGGGAGAAGAAUUUUUACAGGUUCAGAUGACUGUUUAGUAAAAAUUUGGGCUACAGAUGAUGGACGCCUUCUUGCUACACUUCGUGGACACUCUGCUGAAAUUUCUGACAUGGCUGUUAACUAUGAAAACACUCUUAUUGCCGCAGGCAGCUGUGAUAAGGUAGUAAGAGUAUGGUGUCUUCGAACUUGUGCACCCGUUGCAGUCCUUCAGGGCCAUUCAGCUUCUAUUACUUCCAUACAGUUUUGUCCAUCAACUAAAGGCACAAACAGAUACCUCACUUCUACUGGUGCUGAUGGAACAAUCUGUUUCUGGCAAUGGCAUGUAAAAACAAUGAAGUUUAGAGAUCGCCCAGUGAAAUUUACUGAGAGAUCCAGACCUGGAGUCCAGAUAUCUUGUUCAUCUUUCAGUUCUGGUGGUAUGUUCAUUACAACUGGUAGUACUGACCAUGUGAUUAGAAUAUAUUAUUUGGGUUCUGAGGUUCCUGAGAAAAUUGCUGAAUUAGAGUCACAUACGGAUAAAGUUGUUGCUGUUCAGUUCUGUAACAAUGGAGACAGUUUAAGAUUUGUUAGUGGAAGUCGAGAUGGAACGGCAAGAAUUUGGCAGUAUCAGCAACAAGAAUGGAAGAGUAUAGUGCUAGACAUGGCUACUAAAAUGACUGCCAAUAAUUUGCCACCUGGAGAAGACAAGAUCACUAAACUUAAGGUGACUAUGGUGGCCUGGGAUCGCUAUGAUACCACAGUUAUUACUGCAGUGAACAAUUUUCUUUUGAAAGUGUGGAAUUCUAUCACAGGACAGCUUCUUCAUACAUUAUCUGGACAUGAUGAUGAGGUAUUCGUUCUGGAAGCCCAUCCAUUUGAUCAAAGGAUCAUACUUUCAGCAGGUCAUGAUGGGAACAUUUUUAUUUGGGACCUUGACCGGGGGACCAAAAUUCGGAAUUACUUUAACAUGAUUGAAGGCCAAGGCCAUGGUGCGGUGUUUGAUUGUAAAUUUUCACCAGAUGGAAACCAUUUUGCCUGCACAGAUUCUCAUGGGCAUUUGCUGCUUUUUGGUUUUGGAUGCAGUAAAUACUACGAAAAGAUUCCAGAUCAGAUGUUCUUCCACACGGAUUAUCGUCCUCUUAUUCGUGAUGCCAAUAACUAUGUAUUGGAUGAACAAACCCAACAAGCUCCUCACCUCAUGCCUCCUCCAUUUUUGGUGGAUGUUGAUGGAAAUCCUCAUCCCACAAAAUUCCAACGGUUGGUACCAGGACGGGAAAAUUGUAAAGAUGAACAGCUUAUACCACAGCUGGGCUAUGUGGCUAAUGGUGAUGGUGAGGUAGUAGAACAGGUAAUUGGGCAGCAAACCAAUGACCAAGAUGAGAGCAUUCUUGAUGGAAUAAUCAGGGAGCUGCAGAGAGAACAAGACCUGAGACUGAUUAAUGAAGGAGAUGUUCCACAUUUUCCAGUUAAUAGAGCAUACUCUGUUAAUGGUGCUCUGAGAAGUCCAAACAUGGACAUAUCUUCUUCCCCAAACAUCAGGCUUCGAAGACAUAGUAGUCAAAUUGAAGGUGUUAGACAAAUGCAUAACAAUGCUCCUCGGAGCCAGAUGGCCACUGAAAGAGAUCUCAUGGCAUGGAGCAGAAGAGUGGUGGUCAAUGAACUAAAUAAUGGGGUUAGUAGGGUACAGGAAGAAUGUCGAACUGCAAAAGGUGAUAUAGAAAUCAGUCUUUAUACAGUUGAAAAGAAGAAAAAACCAUCUUACACUACUCAAAGGAAUGAUUAUGAGCCUAGCUGUGGGCGUUCUUUACGCAGGACACAGCGCAAACGUCAGCAUACUUAUCAAACACGGUCCAACAUAGAGCAUAAUUCACAAGCAUCAUGUCAAAAUUCAGGUGUACAGGAAGACUCAGACAGCUCCUCAGAGGAAGAUGAAACUGUUGGCACAAGUGAUGCUUCGGUAGAGGAUCCCGUUGUUGAAUGGCAAAGUGAAAGUUCUUCCAGUGAUUCAUCAAGUGAAUAUUCUGAUUGGACAGCAGAUGCUGGAAUAAAUUUACAACCCCCAAAAAGACAAACCAGACAGACAACACGCAAAAUAUGCAGCAGCUCUGAUGAGGAAAAUUUGAAGUCCCUAGAAGAAAGGCAGAAGAAACCUAAGCAGACUAGAAAGAAGAAAGGAGGACUGGUUUCUAUGGCAGGUGAGCCUAAUGAAGAAUGGUUUGCCCCUCAGUGGAUCUUGGAUACUAUACCCCGACGUUCCCCAUUUGUCCCACAAAUGGGAGAUGAGCUUAUCUAUUUUAGGCAAGGACAUGAAGCUUAUGUUCGGGCUGUAAGGAAAUCAAAAAUAUACAGUGUUAAUUUACAAAAACAGCCAUGGAACAAAAUGGAUCUCAGGGAGCAAGAGUUUGUUAAGAUUGUAGGAAUCAAAUAUGAGGUUGGCCCACCCACACUGUGCUGCUUGAAGCUUGCAUUUCUGGACCCAAUUUCAGGCAAAAUGACUGGAGAAUCUUUUUCCAUUAAGUAUCAUGACAUGCCGGAUGUCAUUGACUUCCUUGUGCUACAUCAGUUUUAUAAUGAAGCCAAAGAAAGGAACUGGCAGAUUGGUGAUAGAUUCCGCAGUAUAAUAGAUGACGCCUGGUGGUUUGGGACUGUGGAGAGUCAGCAGCCUUUUCAACCAGAGUAUCCUGAUAGUUCUUUCCAGUGUUACAGUGUUCACUGGGACAAUAAUGAGAGAGAAAAGAUGAGCCCUUGGGAUAUGGAGCCAAUUCCAGAAGGAACUGCCUUUCCAGAUGAAGUUGGUGCUGGUGUUCCUGUCUCCCAGGAAGAAUUGACUGCUUUGCUAUACAAACCCCAGGAAGGAGAGUGGGGGGCUCAUUCCAGAGAUGAAGAAUGUGAACGGGUUAUUCAGGGCAUCAACCACCUUCUUUCCCUGGAUUUUGCCAGCCCUUUUGCUGUUCCAGUGGAUCUCAGUGCCUACCCCUUGUAUUGUACUGUAGUUGCUUAUCCAACUGACCUCAAUACCAUCAGGCGGAGACUUGAAAAUCGCUUUUACAGGAGAAUAUCAGCAUUAAUGUGGGAGGUACGCUAUAUUGAGCAUAAUGCCAGGACUUUCAAUGAGCCAGACAGUCCUAUAGUUAAAGCAGCUAAAAUUGUAACUGAUGUCUUACUUCGAUUUAUUGGGGAUCAGAGCUGUACUGAUAUACUGGAUACCUAUAAUAAAAUUAAAGCAGAAGAACGAAACAGUACUGAUGCAGAGGAGGAUACAGAAAUGGUUGAUUUAGAUUCAGACGGUCCUGGUACUUCAUCUGGAAGAAGGGUCAAAUGCCGAGGCAGAAGACAGUCUUUAAAGUGUAAUCCUGAUGCUUGGAAAAAACAAUGCAAGGAACUAUUGAGCCUCAUUUAUGAACGUGAAGACUCGGAGCCAUUUCGACAGCCAGCCGAUCUUCUUUCUUACGCAGGUCAUCAGGAGCAAGAGGGAGAAUCCUCAGAGUCUGUUGUUCCAGAAAGACAACAAGAUUCAUCUCUUUCUGAGGAUUAUCAAGAUGUUAUAGAUACUCCUGUGGACUUCAGCACUGUGAAAGAAACUUUGGAAGCAGGAAACUAUGGUAGUCCUCUGGAAUUUUAUAAGGAUGUUCGCCAAAUAUUCAACAACUCCAAAGCUUAUACCUCUAAUAAAAAGUCAAGGAUCUAUAGCAUGAUGCUGCGAUUAUCUGCCUUAUUUGAAAGUCAUAUCAAAAAUAUCAUCUCUGAAUAUAAGUCAGCAAUCCAGAGUCAGAAGAGGAGAAGGCCACGGUACAGAAAACGCCUAAGAAGCAGCAGCAGUUCAUUAUCUAGUAGUGGAGCACCUAGUCCAAAAGGGAAGCAGAAACAAAUGAAGUUGCAGCCUAAAAAUGACCAGAAUACCUCAGUAUCUUAUGCCAGGACUAGCUCUCCUUUCUCAUCUCCUGUUUCAGAUGCUGCUGAAGGGCUUUCACUAUAUCUACUUGAUGAUGAGCCAGAUGGGCCAUUUUCUUCAUCGAGCUUCGGUGGAUAUAGCCGAAGUGGAAAUAGCCAUGACCCAGGGAAAGCCAAAUCAUUUCGGAAUAGAGUUUUGCCAGUUAAACAAGAUCACUCCCUUGAUGGACCCCUUACAAAUGGUGAUGGCAGAGAGCCCCGGACAGGAAUCAAGAGAAAACUACUUAGUGCAUCAGAAGAAGAUGAAAACAUGGGAGGAGAAGACAAAGAGAAAAAAGAAACAAAAGAGAAAUCUCAUUUAUCCACCUCAGAGAGUGGAGAGUUAGGAUCCAGUUUAAGUUCUGAAAGUACCUGUGGUUCUGACUCUGACUCUGAAUCAACUUCCAGAACAGAUCAAGAUUACGUAGAUGGAGACCAUGAUUAUAGCAAAUUCAUACAAACCAGACCUAAAAGAAAACUCAGAAAGCAACAUGGCAAUGGAAAAAGAAAUUGGAAGACCAGAGGCACAGGAGGAAGAGGCAGAUGGGGAAGAUGGGGUAGAUGGAGUAGAGGAGGCAGAGGAAGAGGAGGCAGGGGACGAGGGAGUCGAGGAAGAGGUGGAGGUGGCACUAGGGGGAGGGGAAGGGGGAGAGGAGGAAGAGGUGCUUCUAGAGGAGCUACCAGAGCCAAACGAGCACGUAUUGCAGAUGAUGAAUUUGAUACCAUGUUUUCAGGACGUUUCAGUAGACUGCCUCGAAUUAAAACAAGAAACCAAGGCAGGAGGACUGUUUUAUAUAAUGAUGAUUCUGAUAAUGACAAUUUUGUGUCCACUGAGGAUCCUCUGAAUCUUGGUACAUCCAGAUCAGGCAGAGUGCGUAAAAUGACAGAAAAAGCCAGGGUUAGCCAUCUCAUGGGAUGGAAUUAUUAACAGUUAAUAAAUUUAGAAUAACUUAAAAAAUUCAA